GGGUGGUUCAUAUAAGCAACCUCCACUCGCUGUCCAAACUUGCAUCCUUAUGAAGCGCUGCGGUGUUUAGGUGUGAUCUUAAGGCUCAGCUCUCACAGCUCUCCAGACCAGUCUAAAGGAGGAUCAGGGAGCGCUGAAAACUUCUAAGAAGCCCAAAGACUUACCAACUAGACACACAAGUUUGCAUCUGACAACAGACAUGGAGUCAAAAUCUGACUCUGGACCAGCUUCGUUGACCAGCGAAGAACUGGCUGCUAUUGAGGAUGAAGGGGUUCUCAACAAGAUGCUGGACAAUGCAACAGAUUUUGAAGAGAGGCGAAUGUUACGCGCUGCAUUGAGGGACUUGCUCAAGAAAAAGAGAGAUAAACGGGAGCAGGAGCGAGGGUCGAGGCAGCAGGACUUGAAACAACAGGGCCUGAGCAAAGGAGGAACAACAGGCGGAGCUGUUAGUAUAGGCAGAGCGUCCAUGAACCAGCAGCCACCAACAAACAAGCCACCAGGCAAAUCCUCUCCAUCAGCAGGCAGCCAGGCGAGUCCCACUGUAUCCUCGGCCCUGAAAUGUCCUCCUGCUGCAGCACCCAAUGCUAAAAAUGUCAAACAGAUGCUUCUGGACUGGUGUAGGGCCAAAACAGAGCCAUAUGAGGGGGUGAACAUCCAGAACUUCUCCUCAAGUUGGAAAGACGGCAUAGCCUUCUGCGCCUUGGUGCACCGGUUCUUCCCUGAUGCCUUUGAGUACUCGAUCCUCAACCCCAACAAGCCCAGGGAAAACUUCCAGCUGGCCUUCAGCACUGCAGAGAGGCUGGCAGGCUGCCCCCCUCUGCUGGAUGCUGAUGACUUAGUCCGGAUGAAAGAGCCCGACUGGAAGUGUGUGUACACGUACAUCCAGGAGUUCUACCGCUCCCUGGUGGAGAAAGGCCUGGUCAAAACCAAAAAGCGAACAUAGACAGUUUUCAUGAUUGGCUGUGAUUUCUUUUUUUCUUUUUUUAAUACACACACAAGCUUGAGCUGAGGUCAAAAAGAUCAUAUUAUGCACUUUUUUAACCAAAUAUUUACAUUUUGUUUGGUAUCUUGCCACAAAAGGGAGGAUUAAGUAAUUGAUGUGACUGGCUGAUGCAUCAUGUGAAUGUAAAUGCACAAUGUGUUUUAUUUGUAUCGGCUUGUGUGUUACCAGGGAUUUAUGGGUGUCUGUGUGCUCUCAGCCGACAGCUGGCGCUUAGGAUCAGUACAUUCCUCUGAGAUUACACAUCUGCAUUAAUCCCGGUCAGAGCCACAGAGAAUCUGGGAACAAAUUUUAUGACGAUUCUGAAUGUGUGAGUAUUAAAGACACAUCAAAUAAAUAUCCAUUUAAUUAUA
This is a messenger RNA of Dicentrarchus labrax (European seabass), 1353 nucleotides long. RefSeq names its product smoothelin a (gene smtna). The transcript is spliced from 8 exons. Lineage: Eukaryota; Metazoa; Chordata; Actinopteri; Moronidae. Gene Ontology annotation, biological process: actin cytoskeleton organization. The record is from RefSeq and is a predicted model, not a curated record. Gene Ontology annotation, cellular component: microtubule organizing center; filamentous actin. Bases 200 to 943 code for a protein of 247 amino acids. Gene Ontology annotation, molecular function: protein binding.